Molecule: messenger RNA, 1116 nt
Organism: Sugiyamaella lignohabitans
Lineage: Eukaryota; Fungi; Ascomycota; Dipodascomycetes; Dipodascales; Trichomonascaceae
Gene: PCL1
Product: Pcl1p
Exons: 1
Coding region: 1-1116 (371 amino acids)
Biological process (GO): regulation of cyclin-dependent protein serine/threonine kinase activity
Cellular component (GO): nucleus; cyclin-dependent protein kinase holoenzyme complex
Molecular function (GO): protein kinase binding; cyclin-dependent protein serine/threonine kinase regulator activity
Source: RefSeq, a predicted model, not a curated record
AUGACAGACAAACAGGCUUUGGACGUCUUUAUUAGACAGCCCGUCAACCAGUCGAUGAUCAACUAUCUGGCCUCGACUACUUUAACAGUGAUCAAAUGCGACCCUCCUACUCCCACCUCGAUGCCCAUUUCCCCACCUCCCUCGCCUGGCUCGGGUUCUAAUGUCCCUCUGCCAACACUCAACUCAUUCAUCACUACCCUGGUUCAAAAGUCUAAUGUCCAGACUCCUACUCUGAUGACCACACUCGUUUACUUGGCACGUCUGCGCCAGAAACUGCCUUCUAUGGCCAAGGGAAUGGCAUGUACCUGCCACCGAAUCUUCUUAGCAUGUCUAAUUAUGGCUGCUAAGAAUCUGAAUGAUUCGUCUCCCAAGAACAAGUACUGGGCCAAGUACACUCUUGGACUGUUUAACAUUGCAGAGGUGAAUCUCAUGGAGAAGCAACUUCUGUAUCUGCUGGACUGGGAUCUUAGAGUACGUUCUUCGGAUUUGUACACCCAUUUCGCACCCUUUCUGCGACCUAUUAAGGACAAUCUCAAGCAAAAGAUGGCCUUGCAACAUGCCCAGCAAGCUGCUCAUCACCAUGUGGCUCACCAUCACCACCACUCUCACCAGUCACAAAUGCAUGUUGCUCCCAGCUACUCGCCAUAUUAUGAGACACCAUCGAACCCAUACAACAAUGUGUCAUCAUCUCAUCACGCAUACAACACACCACCAGUGAGUCCGUACCGACGAAUGCCCACCAGCUCAUCGAGCUCGUCGGUUUCAUCUGCCUCGUCGGCCGCUCACAUGUACCAACACCACCAAUCGCAUGCACAAUACUACCAAGCAGUGCCUCCACUGUCGACAUCGUCAUCAGCAUCUUCGCUAUCCACCACAUCGUCUUCAUAUUCAGCUGGCUCGUCAUCACCAUCGCCCAUUCUGUCGAUGCCCAGCCCAACCACCAUGGGCGUUGGCUACGCCCUGUCGCCUUCCGACUACACUCGCUCAUUAACUGCAUCCAAGAAACCUGCUCCUCGACUCGGCGGUUCCACAAAGAACAGGCUACGAUUCUGGUCGCGGUCCAACCAAGGCAACGACUACUACUCGUACAUGGACGACAGCGUCCGUGCUGUAUAA